Molecule: messenger RNA, 1800 nt
Organism: Linum trigynum
Lineage: Eukaryota; Viridiplantae; Streptophyta; Magnoliopsida; Malpighiales; Linaceae
Source: the annotation of a GenBank genome assembly
CUGCACCGUGGCUAUUUAAAUCACCGCCAAAAAGGAAGAGCUUCAUUUAAUCAAAUCAUCAAUGGAGCUUUCAAGAUCCCCAAUCAUUGACUUCUCCCAUCUACACAGUCCCAACCCUGAAACCAGAGCCAAAGCCAUCGACCAAAUUGCCACCGCCUGCCGAACCUUCGGUUUCUUCAACGUGAUUAACCAUGGCAUCAGCGACGAAACCAUACGAGACGCCGUGGACGCGAACAGGAGGUUUGAAGAAGCUCCACCGGAAGUGAAGGAGGCCCUGAAAUCCGGCGACGUUUACCAGCCGGUGAGAUUUGGUACGGUGCUGGAUAGCAGGGGAGGCCAUGGAAGUGGUUGUGGGACGUUCGUCAGGGAUUUCCUCAAGCUUUAUAGCUUCCCCUUGGAAGAUUGGAUCGAGUUUUGGCCGUCGUAUCCCACAGAUUACAGGUCAAAGAUGGGGAAGUACAGCAAGGAAACAAGGAACCUCAGCAUUUCACUUCUCAAACCGAUGCUGGAAAGCCUCCACAUAACUGAUCCAUCGCCACUGCUCCACAAAGUCACUUCUGAAGGAAUGCAGAUGAUGGCCGUCAACCAUUACCACACUGGGCUGCAGCAGCAGCUCUCCAAUUCUGCAGCCCAAAUUGGGAUCCCUCCACACACAGACCACACCUUGAUCACUGUCCUGCUUCAGACCAGCCCCGGCCUCCACGUUUUGGAUCCCACCGAUGGCAAUUGGAAAGAGGCCGUUGCCCCAUCAGAAAUUAUACAAGGUGGUGCGCAGAAUACGUUGCAGGUUCUUGUUGGGGACCAGCUUGAGGUAUUGAGCAAUGGGAGGUACAGAGGAGCUGUGCAUCGUGUAUCUCAAUGCUCACCUGACAAUUGCAGCAGGAUUUCCGUGGCGAGUUUGCUUAGCUUUGGCAUGGAUGAAGUGGUGGAACCGGCUGCAGUAAUGGAUGGUGAUGAGUUGUUGAAGCCAUUGUAUAAGGGUAGAAGUUUGAGGGACCUGAUUAACCACCUUGCCUCUGGAGAGAAACUGCCCUUCAUUGAGACUCUCAGGAUCAUGGGUUGAUCGAUGUUGGAGGUGUACUGUGGUAACAUUAGAAUGGUUCUGCUGAGGAUAUUUCGGUUGAGUUAGCAUCUUUGGUAUACAAGAAUAAUGUCACCUAAAGUGUCUGAUCAAUAAUACCCAAGACGAUAUAAUGAGUGCUUGUUAUGAGAGGAAGUUUGUUCCCUUGAAAACUUACUAGAGCAAUUGGUGGAUGCAGGAAUUGACACACAAUGCCAAUUGAUUAGUCGAUUGAUUUGUCUAGUGUUAAUGCUGCUCGUUUCAACAACUACUACGAAGAGAACCUUUUUAACAAUGAAAUAUGUGAGAACUGAUUUGCUCAACAAAAUGAGCGAUGAAUUUCUUGCCGAUUGCUCAAGUAUUUUAUUUGAAACCGUGUAUACUAUUGGUAUGGAUGUAGGCUCCAUUAUUGAUGCAUCACUAAAUUAAAAUACCGUCGUAUACAAUUUACAUUGGAAAAAAACUAUAAUCAUUAUGUUUUUUUACUAUUCAAUUUUCUAAUGAAACUCGGCCCAGUGCUCUUCUGUGUUCUGGAUUCGCCGCUGGUACACGUAUAUAAAGAGUUGGUGAAACAAAGAAGAGUGAACACACUAUCAGUAAUAAUGGUUUUAGUUGGGUAGUUGCUGAAUGGAUAAAAACAGAUCGAGGACGUGCCGUCAAACCAACUCUGAUACCAUGUCAUAAACCAGUUUGUCUUAGUAACUCGAGUUGUUGUACCGCAACAAAAAUUAGUUUUUGCA